Molecule: messenger RNA, 1665 nt
Organism: Lacerta agilis (Sand lizard)
Lineage: Eukaryota; Metazoa; Chordata; Lepidosauria; Squamata; Lacertidae
Gene: IL7R
Product: interleukin 7 receptor
Exons: 8
Coding region: 34-1398 (454 amino acids)
Biological process (GO): cytokine-mediated signaling pathway; hemopoiesis; positive regulation of receptor signaling pathway via JAK-STAT
Cellular component (GO): external side of plasma membrane
Molecular function (GO): cytokine receptor activity; protein binding
Source: RefSeq, a predicted model, not a curated record
CAGAAACAGGGGAGAGAAGAAUGUGAAGUCAGGAUGGCCGUUGCAAGCCCGGGGCUGUGUGCUUUCUUCUUCAUUCUUCUUCCUGCCAUUGCUGCUGAAAGCGGCAUGGAAGACUAUUCAGGCUCUGGCACCUGUGCAGAAAGUGAAAUGGACACCGACUUCACGUGUGUCAUUCGAAUGCCAGAGUUCAGAAAAAAUAUCUUACUUUGCAACAUCAUGAGGACUGGGAUGAACCUGAGUGAGGCUAACGCUCGGUUUACUCUGUAUGGAAAACCACCCUCCAGCUGCUUAAUGGAGAGCCAGCUGCAAGGCAAAUGUCCUUUGAAAAAUGUUGAACUCAUUAGACCCGUGGAAGUUUGCUUGAGCGUGACGACGAUACAGCAAUGCGUGGAAUGCAAGACCUUGAAAGCAAGAGAUAUCGUUAAACCCGAAGCACCUUUUGACUUAGGAAUUAUCUACGAAGAAGAGGCAGAUGAGUAUUUCGUUAAUUUCUCAACUCCACACAAUGGACCGUAUCUUGAGGGGAAACUAACGCAUGAACUAGCGUACCGGCAGCAAAACAAACACUGGACUUCCAGACAGACUGAAUUCCUGACGUUAAAAUUUCUGGCAAAGGAAUUUCAGCUGGGAACAUAUGAGAUGAAAGUCCGGUCCAAGCCCAAUGGCAAAGAUUUCAAGGGCACGUGGAGUGAAUGGAGCUCUUCGCAAUUCUUCGAAACUGCAGCAAAAAAUUAUAAUAGCAACAUUAUCGCGGUGGCUGCAUCCAUUUUAUGCUUCUUUGUGCUCUUCGCUGUGAUUGCUCUAAUCCCAAUACUUUGGAAAAACAGAAUAAAGCCUGCUGUGUGGCCCACCCUCCCUAACAAUAAGAAAACUUUGGAUAAACUCUGCCACAAACUAAGAAAGAAUUCCCACGUAAGCUUCUUCAGUCCUGAGAGUUUGGAAUACGUUCCCAUCCACAAGGUGGAUAGCAUUCGGGCCAAGUCAGAACAUUUGCUGCUUGCCUGCGAUUCUGAUGUUCCAGCAAAGAUGGGGAAUGGGCUGGAACAGAAGAACCUGGUUCAUAUCAACCAUGGGUGGCUGAAACUGCCUCUGGCAUAUGAAGGAAUGUGGCCGGCUGAGAUGCUGGAUAAGCAUGUGGGCAGAAGACUCCUCGCUCCUGAUGGUGACACAUUAAUCAAUGCCAACCGAUACGAGGAAGGUGGUGUUGGCGACCAAGAUGGCAGUAGUGAUGCUCUCCUCAACCAUGCCAGUUCUUCUACGCAUCCCGCCACCAUCCUGCCUGGACCUGAGUCCAAUAACUGUCUUCAAGCUUACACAGAUGUAACAGUUCCAAAUAAAGAAGAGGCCUAUGUCACAAUGGCGAGUUUUUUCGAAAACAAGGGGAAUUUUCAAAACUAGCAGUUCCAGCACAUGGAAUGAUUGGGCUCUCCAAGUAUCAUUUUUGGGGCAUUGACCAGAUCAGUGAGAAGAUUACACCAGUCUUGAAGUUAACCGCUAGCCUGGUAGCCGUAGGUGACUAGGAAUUCCAUGGAGGAGAGUGUUCCAUGCAUAGAAACCAUGGGUGCUGCUAGAGGAAAUAAGUCUUGUCCUCAGUGUCCAACUUCUGUCAGCCAUCAGCAAGCAAGUGACUUUUCACAGCAUCAUAGAAUUGCAGAGUUGCACGGG